CCGCUCCUAUCUACAACCCUUCAAGAUGAUCCCAUGCCACGCUCAGCUUUUACCUGGACCUCAUCCUGACGAUGGCUAGGACACCUGUAAGUUGUCUUAUUAUAGGCGCUGGAUUCAGCGGUCUUGUUGCAGCCAGGCAGCUCGCGGCCGCUGGUCACUCUGUGCUCAUCGUCGAAGCCCGCGAUCGUAUAGGAGGCCGGGUGUUAUCGUACAAGGAAGGACAGUCAUACCCCGUCGAUAUUGGCUGUAGUUUUGUGCAUGGAUAUGCAGAGGGCGUCCCUACUAGAAAGCUGUUUGAAGAUCUGGGCAUCAAGAUGACAGUCCCAGCACCCAAGCCAAGUCUUCUUGUUGGUCCGAAUGGCCCGAUUCCAGAGGCGCUUGCUGGAAGGCUUCAUGCUAAUCUUGCCGAAGCCUCCAAGGAUGCUCUUACAGUCGCCGAAACCGGCGUGGCUGAGGCUCGUCUCUCCUUAGCUGACUCGCUAUUCAGUAAAGGUUCAAGGCUAUUUGAGGGGCUCUCUGAUACCGAAAGGCCGCUAGCGGAGUCUCUUUCCCGCUGUUUGGAGGCCGGGUUAGGUGCUACCCUCGAGCAAGUCAGUUUGCGGUGGAAUGGAUACGAGAACAAGUUUUCGGGAACCGAUGCUUUCCCAGAAGGAGGGUACCAGACAGUCACACAGGCGCUCCUGGACGCAUCCUUAGCAUCAGGUGCAGAACUUGUGCUAAAUGCACCCGUUUCGUCCGUCUCUCUCUCUGAAAAUUCGGAUUCCGUCACUGUAAGGACAACAUCCGGCGUGUCAUACCGUGCUCUAUCUGUUAUUUGCACGAUCCCAUUAGCCGUGCUAAAGGUUGCCCCACCAUCCUUUUUCUCACCCUCCCUUCCUUCGCGCAAGGUUGCUGCCAUUCAACGGACGCACGUUGGAACCUUGGCUAAGAUUCUCUUAACAUACCCCAAGGUGUGGUGGGGAGAGUCGUACGGUGGAAUUACGAUCCUUCCGGACAAGUAUUCGAACACAUGCAACACUUCCGACCCGAAGACACUUCUGUCCUCCAUCCCUUUGACUUGCGCGACGCUACAUACGACGAUACUCAUCUAUGUCAGCUGUGCAGCUGCCCCUGAUAUUGAGAAGAUGGACAAAGCUGUUGUCGCCAACGCAGCUCAUGAAAUUCUGAAAGACAAAAUUGGCAAAAACGCUGAUGUGCCUGCGUUCUCCCAUUCCACUGUUACUAGCUGGUCUGCUGAUCCUUUUACACUGGGUGCGACGACCACUCCAACCGUUGUCGGAGAUGAGCGUUCCCCCUUUGAUUUCUUCGAGUUAUCGCGUCCUGUCUGGGGCAGACGUUUGGGCUUUGCUGGAGAGCACACAGAUGUUGACCAUCGCGGGAGUGUACAAGGUGCUACCGAGAGUGGUAAACGUGAAGCUGAGAGGGUUUCUCAGUCUCUAGCGAGAUGAGGGAGAAGCUUUAAGCAGAAAAGGAGUCAAAUCCGUCAGAUUGUAAUUUAAUAAGAUUAAAAAGGCGGAGAAAAGGCCAUCUGGAUAAAUGAGUCUUUCCUCAGUUAUCAACUGACGAGGUUGUAGGGAAACAGAAUUCUAAGAUAUCUCACCGUUUGACCAGCAAAGGUGACAGAACGGGGCCAGUAAACAAAAUA
Molecule: messenger RNA, 1645 nt
Organism: Desarmillaria tabescens
Lineage: Eukaryota; Fungi; Basidiomycota; Agaricomycetes; Agaricales; Physalacriaceae
Exons: 3
Coding region: 72-1448 (458 amino acids)
Biological process (GO): positive regulation of transcription by RNA polymerase II; negative regulation of transcription by RNA polymerase II
Molecular function (GO): chromatin binding; oxidoreductase activity; transcription factor binding
Source: RefSeq, a predicted model, not a curated record